Molecule: messenger RNA, 1172 nt
Organism: Dioscorea cayenensis subsp. rotundata (Guinea yam)
Lineage: Eukaryota; Viridiplantae; Streptophyta; Magnoliopsida; Dioscoreales; Dioscoreaceae
Product: syntaxin-71-like
Exons: 9
Coding region: 86-892 (268 amino acids)
Biological process (GO): vesicle fusion; intracellular protein transport
Cellular component (GO): membrane; endomembrane system; SNARE complex
Molecular function (GO): SNAP receptor activity; SNARE binding
Source: RefSeq, a predicted model, not a curated record
UGGUUCUUCUUCUCCUCCCUUCUCUGUUUGAAGCUCUUCGUCUUCGUCUCCAUCGUCGUCGUCGUCGUUGUCGUCGCCGGAGAAGAUGAGCGUGAUCGAUCUCCUGACGCGCGUAGAUGCGAUCUGCAAGAAGUACGAAAAGUAUGACGUCGAGAAGCACCGAGGAGAUGCAUCAAGCACCGGUGGCGAUGAUGCCUUCGCGCGGCUCUACGCCUCCGUCGAGUCCGACAUUGAUGCUGCGCUUGAGAAAUCGGAGAGGGCGCAGCAGGAUAAGAAUCGUGCGGCGGUUGUGGCGAUGAACGCGGAAAUCCGGAGAACUAAAGCGCGGUUGGCGGAGGAGGUGCCCAAAUUGCAGAGAUUGGCACUUAAGAAGGUCAAAGGACUUUCUAGAGAAGAACUUGCAGCACGGAGCGAUUUGGUUCUUGCAUUGCCAGAUAGGAUUCAAUCCAUUCCGGAUGGGAGUACAACUGGAAUAAAACAAACUGGAGGAUGGACUGCUUCUGGAUCUCGCACAGAAAUUAGAUUUGAUUCCACAGAUGGAAACUUUGAUAAUGAAUACUUUCAGCAAACUGAAGAAUCAAACCAGUUCCGUCAGGAGUAUGAAAUGCGGAAAAUAAAACAGGAUCAAGGUUUAGAUGUCAUAGCUGAAGGAUUAGAUACCCUAAAGAACAUGGCCCAUGACAUGAAUGAGGAGUUGGAUAGGCAAGUCCCUUUAAUUGAUGAGAUUGACAGCAAGGUGGACAAGGCUACUUCUGAUCUUAAAAAUACUAAUGUGAGACUUAAGGAAACUGUUAACCAGCUGAGAUCUAGUCGCAACUUCUGCAUUGAUAUUAUCCUGCUCUGUAUUAUUCUUGGAAUUGCUGCUUAUCUGUAUAAUGUGUUGAAGAAAUAAACCUCCUGAAGAUUGUCUUUACCAGCUUGAUCAUCGGCUCCUGGUGCUGUCCACUAAUCUGUACAAUGUUUUAUAUCAUCUUUUUCUUUUUAUUUAAUGAUACUGAAAGAUUCCUGUGGAUUGUAUUGGGCUAUCAGUAGAUGCACUUUAUGCUAUUGGUUUGUGUUUCUUGGCUUUUGUAAUCCUCUACAUUACAUAAUCCAGGCCACUUGUUGUAAUUGAUUCAUGUUGUUGAAAGACUCUGGGUCUUUUAUUUCUAUUACCUCACCAAUAAUUUCAA